CAUUCAACCUUAUUUUCUUUCAAAACAACCAGACCCAAUUUUUUCUUCAUCGUCCCUUCUUCUUCGUUGCUCCGCCUGGUUUGCAAUUCGCUGCACCGCCUCAUCUCCUCGCCUGUACCCUCAUCUCAUCAGCCACCGUCAAUCAUCAUCGUCGACCGUAAAUCUUCAGUCAUCUUCAUCCAUCAUCAUUCAAUCAUCACCGUCGAUCUUCAUCAAUCCACACGAUCAUCACCGCAUUCAAGUUGUACAGUGGAGAUUGGAGAAGCAGGGAACACCAAGCAACAACCACGUGACAACCACGGGCCUUCAUUAAUUCUGUACAAAAAUCAAGCGCCCAAAAGUUCGGUCGAACGUUAAUGGAGGUUCGGGUGAACCCGUUUCUAGUUUGGGCGAACAUACAGUGGGUUCGUCCGGACCCGACCAUGUCAGGAACUUCAAAAAUUCGGGUUCGGUCGAACUUAAUACGGGUUCGACCGAACCCAAUUGCUCUGUUUUUUCCUCUGUUUUGCGGGAUGAUUUUCGUUGCGAUUUUGGGAUGUUUCGUCUUGUUGUUGCGUGGUUGUGUGUUGAUUUAAUACGAAUUGGUGUAGUUGCAGGGGUUGCUGCGAUGUUGUUGGCUGCGCUGAGAUUGAUGGUGUGUGGGUGGCUGCCGAUGAAGGAGGAGGGGGUGUGUGCAGGCUAAGUUGGUGGGCUGCAGUUGGGCUGGUGUGGUGUAGUUUAAGGAAUGGGGUAGUGUAGGAUAAGUAGUUGGUGGUGAGAUGGAGGGAAAAUGCAGUAAAUAAAAGUUGGGCUUUAGCAAAUUUUGGGCCCAAAACACCUAUCAAGAUUCAAGAGGGACAAAAGAACUUGAUUUUGACUCGAAAAUUAUCCCGACCUUGAAAACGCGUGCCUACACAAAUAAUCAAAAUAGAAUCAAAGACGAGGGGAGAAAGAAAAUAAAAUAAAAUAAAAUAAAAUAAAUUAUAAUAAUAAGAAAAUAAAAAUAAAAAUAGAAAAUUAAUAAUGAAAACUAAAAUAAUUAAACUAUAAAAUUAUAAAACAAAUAAAGUAAAUAAAUUACGGAAUUAAGAUCUAAAAACUAACAAAAAUAGCUAAAAACGCUAGACUAAGAUAUAAAUAAUUAAAAUAAGAAUUUAAGCAAAAUAAAGACUAAAAAUACUAGAAAUAAUAAAACGUCUCAAAUGAUGCAUAGAUCACUAUCCUAUGAGUGACAUAAAUGCCACUCAUCAAGUGUUGUGGCAUGGUAAACUAUCUUUUCUUUCUGAUGUGAUUCAUCAUCUUUUCUUCUUGAUGUAACCCUAAGUCUAUGUGCUACCAGCCCCUUUCGCAUAACAUUUUGUGGAGUUGGUGGUGCUAUUUUCAUGGUUAGGACGAUUGGCCUUGCAUUCAUUGGUCAAGAUGGUGCAGCAGGAAGAUUUGGACACACAGGAGGUUUCACAUGUCCAUUUGUUCUGUACUUGCCAGCUGCUUGUAUACUUCUGAAUACAUAUCUUCUUAUAAAUCUUGGCAUAGGGACUUGGAUUCGCGUAUCAAUAUGGCUGCUAAUAGGAGCAUUAGUUUACCUUUUCUAUGGCCGAACACACAGCUUACUGUUGGAUGCAUCAUAUGUCCCCAUUACUCAUACUGAAGAUAUAUAAUUACUCUUAGUUUCAUCGAAGCUAUGUGCCCAAACGCCUACAGUAAACAGCAUGACUUUACUGAAUUUCUUUGGUGUACUUCAUUGCAUUCAUGCUGGGGUUGGAGAACCAUACAUGCUCGUCGACCAGCAAUUUUUAUGUGCAUAAUUAUUUGGAAAAAUCACAGAUUCAUUGGCAAUGUCGUUGGAAUUGUACAGUCAAAAUGUAUAUUGUUACCAAGGGUGUUCAAGGUCUUCAUAGUAACACCCCCAUCAAGAAUUUAUAAUGUUGUUUGGUAGUUGUAAUUUCAUCGUAGACCAAACACUGUAGACACAUUUUAUUGACAUUGGUUAGUGA
Spinacia oleracea (spinach) is the source of this 1973-nucleotide messenger RNA. RefSeq names its product cationic amino acid transporter 4, vacuolar-like. The record is from RefSeq and is a predicted model, not a curated record. Gene Ontology annotation, biological process: amino acid transport. The coding region runs from base 1362 to 1637 and encodes 91 amino acids. The transcript is spliced from 3 exons. Gene Ontology annotation, molecular function: amino acid transmembrane transporter activity. Lineage: Eukaryota; Viridiplantae; Streptophyta; Magnoliopsida; Caryophyllales; Amaranthaceae.